AUGAAAUUCGGCAAGAGCCUUAGCAACCAGAUCGAAGAAACUUUACCAGAAUGGCAAGACAAAUUCCUCUCCUACAAGGAUCUCAAGAAGAAGCUUAAGCUCAUGGAGCCUCGCGCCGCCGAGGAUCGCCCCAACAAACGCUCCAGAUCCGACCCGGAUUCCGCCGACGCCGCGGAUCCAACGGCCGGUAUGACCAAGGAGGAGAUCGAUUUCAUUCGCCUCCUCGAAGACGAGCUCGAGAAAUUCAACUGCUUCUUCGUCGAGAAAGAGGAAGAGUACAUCAUCCGAUUAAAGGAAUUGAAGGAUCAAGUGGCAAAGGCAAAGAAUUCAAACGAAGAGAUGAUGAAAAUAAAGAAGGAGAUUGUAGACUUUCAUGGAGAAAUGGUCUUGUUGAUGAAUUACAGUGCUCUUAACUACACAGGAUUAGCAAAGAUUCUGAAAAAGUACGACAAGAGAACUGGUGCUCUUAUACGACUACCAUUCAUUCAAAAGGUUCUGCAAGAACCAUUCUUCACGACGGACCUACUCAACACGUUUGUGAAAGAGUGCGAGGCGAUGCUCGACCGGCUCUUCCCAUCUAACAAGAGCCGGAGUCUGGAGGAGGAGGAGGAGGAAGGAGAAGGAGAGGCAACGACUUCUGGAACGGUUAAGACGGAGACCGAUCUUCUUCGAGUUCCGAAAGAUUUGUCUGAGAUUGAGUAUAUGGAGAGCUUGUAUAUGAAGAGCACUGUGUCGGCGUUGAGGGUGUUGAAGGAGAUUCGCAGUGGUAGCUCCACGGUUAGCGUUUUCUCGUUGCCACCGUUACAAGCUAGUGGAGGAUUGGAAGAUGAUUCCUGGAAGAAGAAAGUUGGUGUUCUUGAACAAGUAGCCAAAUAA
Molecule: messenger RNA, 876 nt
Organism: Microthlaspi erraticum
Lineage: Eukaryota; Viridiplantae; Streptophyta; Magnoliopsida; Brassicales; Brassicaceae
Source: the annotation of a GenBank genome assembly